AUGGCUUCCAGUGUUAAGAGCACCAACUCAACAACCACUCAAAUGGAACCUCUCCCACCACAUCAACACCGUCAUCAUCAUCAUCACCACUUUCAUCACCAUCAAAUACAAGACAACCAAAUUUCUUUUGGGAUGAUGCAAUCUUCUUCAUCGUCCUCUAUCCCAGGAAACUACCUCAGAAACAAAGAUUCCGGAGCUUAUGAUUUAGGUGAAUUGGAUCAAGCUCUUUUUCUCUAUCUCGAUGGACAAGCAGACCCUUCAAGCGUUCAAGAACAAAGACAUAACUCAUCAUCAUCAGGAAUGAGGCCUCCAACUCUCAACAUUUUCCCGUCUCAGCCUAUGCACGUAGAGCCAUCAUCAUCCAAUUCCAAGGCUAGCGUAGAGUUAGUUUCUCCGCAAACAAGUGGAUCUAAAAGACCGUCAAAGCCUUCGAUGGAGUUGGCCAACCCACAAAACGAAACCUCUGUCCCUGAACCACCCAAAGCUAUCAAGCGAGAGACCAAUCGCAAGGGUCCAACGUCAAGUUCUGAACAUGAAGGACCUAAAACACCAGAUCCUAAGACUCUCAGAAGACUUGCUCAGAAUAGGGAGGCAGCUAGGAAAAGCAGGCUUAGGAAAAAGGCAUAUGUUCAGCAGCUAGAGUCAAGUAGGAUUAGGCUUAAUCAACUGGAACAAGAGCUGCAACGUGCUAGAUCUCAGGGCAUGUUCUUAGGCGGAGGAGGUGCACUUUUGGGAAUGGGAGGAGAGCAAGGACUUCCUGUGGCUAUGAAUAGUAUUAGCCCAGAUGCUGCUAUAUUUGACGUAGAAUAUGCCAGAUGGCUAGAGGAGCAUCAUCGCCUAGUGUGUGAGCUAAGAGCUGCAGUUCAAGAGCACCUUCCUGAGAAUGAGCUUAGACUAUUUGUUGAUAAUUAUUUGGCACAUUAUGACCAUGUAAUGAACCUCAAGAGCUUAGUGGCCAAAACAGAUGUAUUCCAUCUUGUUUCUGGCAUGUGGAAGACCCCAGCUGAACGUUGCUUCAUGUGGAUUGGUGGAUUCAAGCCAUCUGAACUCAUUAAGAUUAUUCUGGGUCAAAUUGAGCCUCUGACUGAGCAACAAAUACUGGGUAUAUGUGGAUUGCAACAAUCUACGCAAGAGGCAGAAGAGGCUCUCUCCCAAGGGCUUGAGGCUCUCAAUCAAUCUCUAUCAAACACUAUAACAGCAGACUCUUUGAGCUAUCCUCUCAAUGUGGCUAACUACAUGGGACAUAUGGCAAUGGCCAUGAACAAGCUCUCCACUCUUGAAGGUUUCGUGAGACAGGCAGAUAAUCUGAGGCACCAAACCAUUCACCGUCUGCAUCAGAUCCUAACGAUACGUCAAGCAGCAAGGUGUUUUCUAACCAUUGCCGAGUAUUUCCACCGUCUGCGUGCACUGAGUUCUCUGUGGUUGGCACGCCCUCGCCAAGAAUAG
Gastrolobium bilobum is the source of this 1446-nucleotide messenger RNA. Its product is annotated as bZIP transcription factor TGA10-like. The transcript has 11 exons. The record is from RefSeq and is a predicted model, not a curated record. Gene Ontology annotation, molecular function: sequence-specific DNA binding; DNA-binding transcription factor activity. Lineage: Eukaryota; Viridiplantae; Streptophyta; Magnoliopsida; Fabales; Fabaceae. Gene Ontology annotation, biological process: DNA-templated transcription; regulation of DNA-templated transcription. Bases 1 to 1446 code for a protein of 481 amino acids.